AUAACUUAAAUAAUCAGUUAAACGUUGUUUGAGAAAGAUAGUGCUUAUGAUGAUUGUAAAAUACAUGAUGAACGUCAUCCUCCACUCCUUUAUUAGUAAAAUCAUAAAUGGGCUUUAUUCAUUUGGAUUUCUUCACCGUUCUACUACUAACCGGUUCGAUGACGCAUUAGUGAUACUGAAAGCUGAUUGGCUUGAUGGUUAUAUAUGCGGAAAAGGGCAAAUUUUAUUAUCUAGAGUUUGUAAUGAGAUGAUGUCCGAUUUAUCCUCCCUUGUGCUUUGUUGCACGCUUUGCAGAAGCAAUGUCUAUAUGAUCCUUUAGACUAGUGUUUCCCAACCUUUUUUUCAGUCAUGGCACCCUUUGAAAGUUUUCGAAAAUUUGUGGCACCCUACACUAGUGUUGUCACGAUACUACUUUGAUACAAUACCUUGAAAAGCAUUAAUUUUCAUUUUUAAUACCACAGGGAAGAACCGCCGUAUAUAGGCCUGCUGUCAUAUAGAUAUUUUUAACAUUAUCUAUUUUUUUUUUUUUUUCUCUCCAUCCAUUGGAAAUCUAGGAAAUCAGUAAUUUCUUCUGAAGAGAUCACCUUGAUGACAGAUUUUAAUUAAGGCUUUAAUUAAUAUAUAAACAUUGCUCAAUUACCAUUACAACUGUCUCACCUAGUCUAAAUGUUUGCUCACUCAGUGUAUUUGUGUUAUUAUAUUGGGAUAAUUUUGUUGCAAUAGCACAAGAUAAGUUUUUAAUAUAUUUUAUAGCCUAAUUAUAAUGUAAUAAUUUCACAGUUAAUCUCCAGAUUAAUGUAGAAACAACAUAGAGUGUAUUUAAAUACUUGUUUAAUGGCAUCUUUUUAUGAAUGACGGCCUUUGGUGGCCAUUAGUGGCUGCUGUCACUUUAAGAUCCGUCACGUGCAGCAGCGCGUUUUUGUCAGGACAUUGACAGACAGCGCGUUCUCGUUUGUCUUAUCGCGCUUGAAUGGUUUAAAGGAAACGUCAAAAUUAAGUUUGUAACUAUUCAAUAAAUGUGUUCAGAUUCAAUGUGCGCUCACGCGCUCUGCUCAUGUGCACGUGCGUGCAUAUGAGUGAUUCAAAUUUUAGUUGCUAUAGCGACGCGUGUUAUGAAUUCUGACUGAACAUAAACACUCGAACAGAUCGCUAUCUGUUGGUUGAGAGACGAGGCGAAUUCACGGACUUUUGCAGAGUAUUUUCUGAGCGAAUCUUGUGAUUUUGAAGCUGUUUGGAGGAUUUCUGAGAGGAGACUUUUAUUCUAGAAAGACUUCGCGGGAUAUAUCCUUUAUAUAGAGUUAUAUUUUUGAAAGAUUUCAUAUUAUUUCUGAGGAUACUUUUAUUUUAUUGUUCUAUUCCUAUUUUAGAAGGAGUUUGAUUUAAAAAAAAAUUUAAUUCAUUUUUUAUUUUUAUUUAUUUUUUAUUUUUUUGGGGGGGGGGAGGAGUAUUUCUGAGGGGAGUUGUAUUUUAUUGUAUUGUAUUUUGUAUUGUGUUUUGUAUUGUUUUUAUUGCAGUUUGCAGGAGGAUGUCGAUGGCUCACAUGAUGGGUGAAAGAGGAGGUCAGGCUCACAGGAAGAGGGAGUGCCAGAGCGGUCAUCAGUCGUUAAGCCUUAGCAGCAGAGGCUCAUACGAACUCGUCUGGAGGUGGAGUGGCGAUGGAGCGGAUAGCCGAAACGACCAGAGCAGUUGCAGCAACAGGUGUUUGUCCAGGUCCGACAGCCUCGAAGGGUUGCUGUGCCCUCCGCUGCCAGGUCAAGUUCCUGCCGAGCCAGCAGAAACUUCAUAUGGCCUAACUGCUCAGGGUGCCAGGGAGGCUCCUCCUGUGAACAAGAGCUCAACAGAAAAACCUACAGAACUUAGGAAGGGGAAAAGAAUUCGUUCUUUCCUCAACAGGCUAUGGAAGGCCAUGAAGCAUCCUUUCCAGUGCUGUUGCUCCUGUAGUGCUGUGGAUGUUGUGGAGCCUUUUGUUCCUCCACCAGAUCUGGAGCCAGAGCCUGAUCCCGAGCCACCAUCACCUGCUCCAGAUCACUCCGGCGUCAAGCCAAAUAAUGAGUCCUUUGAGUCGCUCUAUAACGUGGGAGCGAUGAUUGGAUCCGGAGGAUUUGGCAGGGUGUACGAGGGAACACGCAAAUUCGAUGGCAAAAAGGUUGCCAUCAAGCGGAUGCUCAAGAUUGACAACGCUCGUUAUCUUGAUAUUCCUGGGCAUCCCAAACCACUCGUUACAGAAGUGGCGCUGCUGCUAAUGAUGAGGCGAGAACCCAUAAGCCCCUUCGUCAUACAACUAUACGAGUGGUUUGAACACCCUCGAAAAUUCACUCUCAUCAUGGAGUACCCGGAACCCUGCGAGAGCUUGCUGGACUUCAUCAAUCGUGAACCCGGACCGGAUGAACCAGUAUCACGGGUCAUCAUAUUACAGGCUGUAGUGGCAAUACAACACUGCAUCGAGCAUGGGGUAUUUCAUAACGACAUUCAUGCGCUGAAUUUCCUGUUCAAGAGAAGAACAUCAGAGCUCAAGCUGAUAGACUUUGGCGCUGGUCAGCUAUUUAGUAGUGAUGGCUACGAGAGCGACACAUACAUUGGAGCACCGGAUUACUGCCCACCUGAAGUCUUGACAGAACCCCGAUUCCACGCCGUCCCCGUAAAUGUCUGGGCUCUAGGUGUGCUGUUGUACAACAUGGUGAACGCAUGUCGUCCUUUUUGCAACAGAACAGAAAUCACACAAGCCAAAGUUACGUUUCACAACUCCAACUUAUCCAAAGAAUGCAGAGAUCUGAUUAGAAAGUGCCUAGCCCGGGAUCCAACUGAACGGCCGACGUUAGAGCAGAUGUCACUUCACGAAUGGUUUAGUGAUGGUCUACUGUAGUUUGAAGAAGUUCAGGAGAUUCACUCGAUCAGUGAUUUCAGGAAAUGACAUACAUGCUGUCCUCGGUGGAGGGCUUGAGCUCGAGACUUGAGCCGAGGCCUAAAGUCCAACCCCAACCUGACAGGGAACUCAGAGCCUGUCCAUGUCCGAGCAAGAACACGAGAGACAUCAUCAAGUCAUCACAGCCACAUUUGCUUUGUUUUGAAAGUCAUUUUGCUUUGUUUUUAAAAGUCAAGACAAGUCAUCUUUAUUUAUAUAGUGCUUUUUAUAAGACCAAUCUGUAUAUAUGUAUAUAUCAUUUGAAUAAAUGAAAUUCUUUUAAACCGUCA
Ctenopharyngodon idella (grass carp) is the source of this 3192-nucleotide messenger RNA. Its product is annotated as serine/threonine-protein kinase pim-2-like. Gene Ontology annotation, molecular function: protein serine/threonine kinase activity; ATP binding. The transcript has 9 exons. Lineage: Eukaryota; Metazoa; Chordata; Actinopteri; Cypriniformes; Xenocyprididae. Gene Ontology annotation, biological process: negative regulation of apoptotic process; protein autophosphorylation; regulation of mitotic cell cycle. The coding region runs from base 1526 to 2863 and encodes 445 amino acids. Gene Ontology annotation, cellular component: cytoplasm. The record is from RefSeq and is a predicted model, not a curated record.